CAUAUUAUAGUUACAGUAGCUUUGGAGUUUUUACAAUUGAAGAACACUCUGCGAACAAGAAUUCCUGUGUUUUUUCAAAUCGAAUGAAAGACCUUAAGGGUCACACACUACCAAUCCAAUUCGGAGGAACUGAACCAGCAUUGAUUCUAUCGAAAAACGUUAAAGGUGAUACAAUGAUUGGUGGUUAUGUAGGACAUCUUUUCCAUGCUUUUGCUGAAAAACACAAUGCCAGAUUAGAUUCGUCAAAUACUAACAUUUCCCUAUCAGCUUAUGAUAUUCAUGAACUUGUUCUAAAUGGAACAAUUGAGAUGGCAGCUACUGGUUUGUUACUUCUACAUGAUUCAAUUAAUUGGUCAUCAUAUCCAUGUACCGCAGUUGAUUGGGGUGUGAUGCUGCCCAUAGAACCAAAUAUCCCCAUUUUUAAGGUCUUUGCAUAUGUUUUCAAUUGGGAAACUUUUGUUUUAACAAUUGUGGCCUUCAUAACGCUUUCUAUUUCGCUUAAUGUAGCUGCUCAGUUUUCGAAAUCACCUAGGACCUUCGGAAUGAGUGAUUUCUUUUUUAACAUUGAUUGUUUUCGUGGAAUUCUUGGAGAACCGUUUUCUGUAUCACCAAAGGCUACUUACAGUACAAAAAUCAUUUAUUCAUUGAUCUUUAUGUUGGGAAUCAUGAUGGCAACUUUAUACGAUUCAUUUCUUCAGUCUUUCAUGACCAAUCCACCAAAGGAAAAAGUUAUAAAAUCUUACACUGACCUGGAAUCCACGGAUUUAAAAAUCUUAACAUUUAAACCUGAUUUAUAUGAGUCGAUUCAAAAACUUAGACCUGGUUUUGUACAAAAAUAUUUGCAUGUUUUUGAAGCUGAACCAGAUCUUGUGGAAUUUACGAAAUUCCGUGAUACUUUAAAUACGAAAUAUGCAUACACUUUACCCGAUGUCAAAUGGGAAGUUUAUGAAAAUCAACAAAAAUUUUUCGGUCAACGAUUGUUUCGCUGGUCUGCUGAAUUAUGUUUUUUAUAUAAUAUCCCAGUGACUUUUUCGAUAAAUGAAAAUUCAAUUUACAAAAAUAUAUUAAAUUGUCAUAUUUUGGAAAUGCGUUCAGCUGGAUUGAUGAAUUAUUGGAAGAAACGAGCAUUUUAUGAAUUGAUGAGCAUUAAAGGAAUUCAUAAGUUUAAUCUUACAUUUGCACCGAUAUUAAAACCUUUGAAUGUUGAAGACUUGAAGUGGAUUUGGAAAACAAUGUCAAAAUUAGUGGUUGUGAUGGUUGGUGGCAUAGAAGGUUUAUUUUUGAAGGAGCUUUCUUCUGGUAUGAAAGUCAUUGAAGUGCUAUAA
Molecule: messenger RNA, 1325 nt
Organism: Episyrphus balteatus (marmalade hoverfly)
Lineage: Eukaryota; Metazoa; Arthropoda; Insecta; Diptera; Syrphidae
Exons: 2
Coding region: 84-1325 (413 amino acids)
Source: RefSeq, a predicted model, not a curated record